Messenger RNA from Cydia strobilella, 3846 nucleotides. RefSeq lists its product as uncharacterized. Gene Ontology annotation, biological process: amino acid transmembrane transport. Bases 120 to 1493 code for a protein of 457 amino acids. Gene Ontology annotation, cellular component: vacuolar membrane. The record is from RefSeq and is a predicted model, not a curated record. The transcript has 9 exons. Lineage: Eukaryota; Metazoa; Arthropoda; Insecta; Lepidoptera; Tortricidae. Gene Ontology annotation, molecular function: L-amino acid transmembrane transporter activity.
AAUUAAGCCUCGCUCGGAGUGGAAGUGCGCCGGGCCUACCCGAGUCGACCAGUGCGUUUACACGCAGAGGUACAGUCGUGAAGCCGUUUAAGGGUCUCAAGUAACUAUAUCGUUUAUUGAUGGACAGGAAAUUGGUUUCAGGAUCGGGCAAGAUGGCGACAAUUAAAGCUCCUGAACCGAAGUCUUCGACGAGCACUGGUAAUGCUACCGAAUCUACUCCGCUCGUCUCCAAAAAUGGACCAGAGGAUCCGACGGGCCGCGAAGAGCGCGGCGGCCUAUCCAUGAAGCAAACUGUCCUUCUGAUAGCCGGCGAGAUGGCGGGCAGCGGAGAGCUGGCUCUACCGAGAGCGCUCGCUAGAACUGGAUGGUUCGGUGUCCCGGUGAUCAUCCUGAUGUGCGUGAUCGCUGCGUUCAGCGGCAAGAGGCUCGGCGACUGUUGGACCAUGAUCGAGGCUCGUGACCCCAAGAUGAGGAGCAGGCAGCGAAACCCAUAUGCUAUUAUCGCCGAACAGUCAUUAGGAAAAACUUGGAGUGUGGUAGUGUCAUGCGCCAUGAUGGUGACGCUGUUCGGCGCGUCGGUGGUGUACCUGCUGCUGGCGGCGCAGAUCAUCGAGCACGUGUUCCUGGCGCUGCUGCCCAAGAUGACCAUCUGCGUGUGGUACCUCAUGGUGGCCGGCGCCAUGACGCCGCUGCUGCUCUUCGCCACGCCCAAGGACUUUUAUUUUACGGGUGUGAUUGCGUUCGGGUCCACGGUGGUGGCGUGCGUGCUGUACUUCAUCCAGAUGAUGAACGACGUGACGCCCUUCGUCUUCCGCUACGGCCUGCACGGAUUCCGAGAGUUCUUUCUGGCUCUAGGAACUAUCAUGUUCGCUUUUGGCGGAGCCUCUACUUUCCCUACCAUACAAAAUGACAUGGCCGAUAGAUCGAAGUUCAGUAAGACUAUCCAGUACAGUUUCGGAGCAAUCUUGCUUCUGUACUUGCCAAUCGCCAUCGCCGGGUACGUGGUGUACGGCGAGGCCGUGUCGCCCAACAUUGUGACGUCACUAUCGUCGACGCCGCUCACCCUCGUCGCCAACGUGCUCAUGGCCAUCCACCUCGUGUUCGCGUUCAUUAUCAUCAUCAACCCCGUCUGCCAGGAGGUCGAGGAGCUGUACGAGGUGCCUAGAGAUUCCGUCGGCUGGCGCAUGAUAGUGCGGCUGUCGAUCAUGGCCGCGAUCCUGUUCACCGGCGAGAGCGUGCCGCGGUUCUACACGAUCCUGGCGCUGGUGGGCGGCACCAGUGUGGCACUGCUCACGUUCAUCCUGCCCGCCUACUGCUACCUCAAGCUCGUGGAGCACGCGCCGGCGGAACAGGCCGUCAGCCAGCCGGGCUGGAUGAAGAUGGCGUGCUGGCAGGUGAUCGCCGUGGGCGCGGUGGGCGGCGUCAUCGCCACCUACAGCGCCGUCAGCGCCAUCUUCAGCACGGCGCAGGCCACGCCGUGCUAUCUACGAUAAACAACUACCUGCACCCUUUCAACCUCAACAAAUGACUAAAAUCUCAUCUAGACCACGUGGUAACUUGCGGCAUGUGCUCCUUUGAUUGGUUGUACCAGGGUUGUACCCAUGUCUCAUGUAAGUCAAAAACAAACUGCCGGGGAGGAGAGGGAGGUUUGAAGGUUCCAUUUUUCGGUGCGGUACAAAAACAAAACGAAAGCUGAUUAAAGCUACAAGUUUAAUUCAGUUAAAUAACUCCUCUUCACGGUUAAACCGCUGAACCGAUUUAGUUGAAAUUUGGUAUAGAGAUGUUUUAAGUCCCAAGACAGGACAUAAGAUAGUUUUUAUCUGAAAAAUCAUACUUUGUAGGUGUGAAUUUUGGUGUGAGGAAAAUUCAGCUUCUUCGCCUAAGUUGAAUUCCUGAGGUAAAUACUGUUUAAGUUUAGGUUUGAAGUCAUGUUUGGUAUAAUUCUCAGCUAAAUCAAACAUGUAGACCAUCCCAAAUAUUAUUUUUACCUCAGCAGCUCGAACAAGCCUACUUUCGUCACUCCCUGAAAAGAGCGGUCCGGUCCGGUCCGGUCUCGUCUCGUCUCGUCUCGUAUCGUAUCGUAUCGUAUCGUAUCGUAUCUUAUCGUAUCGCACAUAUUAUAAUACUUUUUUUUUCUGUUUAUUCUGUGUAAUUCGAAAUACAUUUUAACCUUUAAUAUGUUCUCACUACUGAGGUGAAAAGUUAUGUGUGCAACACGAGAGCAAAGUUAUUUUACAUCUCGUGUUUUUGAGUCCCUCGCUACGCUCAAGUUUCUACCUUAGAAUCACUCGCUUCGCUCGUGAUUCAAUUAUAGAAUCUUUCGCUUUCUCGGGACUCAAAAUAAACACUCGAAAGAAAAACCAACUUUCCUCUCUUGUUGCACAAAUAACUAUUAAAUCCAAAAUUCCACCCCACUUUUCACACCCUCAAAAGUUGAUUUUGAUUAUAAACCUAUCCUAUGUACUGUCCCGGGACUCAAACCAUCCCUAUACCAAAUUUCAACGAAAUCGGUUCAGCGGUUUAAGCGUGAAGAGGAGUUAAAAAUAAGCAUGCGGGAUCCUAUUACUAAGACUCCGCUGUCUGUCUGUCACCAGGCUGUAUCUCAUGAACCGUGAUAGCUAGACAGUUGAAAUUUUCACAGAUGAUGUAUUUCUGUUGCCGCUAUAACAACAAAUACUAAAAACAGAAUAGAAUAAAUAUUUAAGUGGGGCUCCCAUACAACAAACGUGAUUUUUUUGCCGUUUUUUGCGUAAUGGUACGGAACCCUUCGUGCGCGAGUCCGACUCGCACUUGGCCGGUUUUUUUAAUUUUGUUUUUACUUAAGAAUGGUGUCAAUGUUGUACCAUAAAUGAAUUCAGCACCCCCGAUUUACACGAAAACUAUACCAAACCACUGACUUAUAUUUAUAGACAAGCUACCAAGAACCAUAGACUAACUUAUACUAGAGCGGUACUGUCAUAGUAAAUUUUGUAACCACAGAAAAUUCACUGCCAUCUAUCGACACACUUUAAAACUAAAAAUUAAGAUUUAUAAAAAUACGAUAAAAUGUAUUUAAAUAUGGAUAAAUGAUUUUUUUAUUUGCAUUAAUUAUUUUUAUGAUUUGGACCCAUGUUCUUUCACUGAUAUGCUUUAAAAUUGUUAAAUAACAAACGAUACCGUCAACGCCAUCUAUACGACAGUAGACCAAAGCUAGUAGCGCCCUCUGAACGAGAAUCAAAUUUUCUUGAUUUUCGAGGCACGUUUUUUUCUCUAGACUGUAUCCAUCUAUUACGGAGUUAUAUCUAUCUUUGCAAGAACAAAUUGUGUCAGCGAAGUAUCCGCCAUUUUUUGCGUUUGACGUAUGUCACUAAGCUAAAGACCGUCCGUGACGUACUAAACGCAAUGAAGUGCAUGCACUUCAUUGAGGUGCGGAAACAUUUUCUUCGAGAUGCCGCCUCUAGUGUAUACAUAUUACCUCAAUCCUCAAUGUGCAACCAAACCCGGCUUAGCAGCUUCACUGAUGUUGAUAAUCAAGAUAAAAAUGAGAGCCCUAAAUAAACCUUUAAGAGCGGAUAUCUCAAAAACUAUACAAGAUACCGAAAAACUUGUAACAAAUUAAAUCAUUUUUUGUAUAAGUGGCCAUGUCGCUCAGCUCAGACGCAUAGUUUCCGAGAUAAAAAAAAUUGCACCAGGGUUGCGGGCGGGGACUUGAUAUGUUCACCUCCUACCUAGUCCAAACAAAGCUACGAAGUCAAAAAUUGUGUUCCAAGCAUUUCCCUCUAUAACUUUUCCUGGCCUAAUUGUGUAUGUGCUAAAAAGUAUUUGUACGCGCCAUCAGGCUGAAUUUCUACUUACUUAAGUUAUGAA